CGAGAAUCGGAACAUAUGGGUGGAAGCUCGUCCUCUCCUUGGAUGAAAAGCCACUCGUUGGCGGAUUUAGAUCAUCUAAAGCCGACAGCUGAGCAGAGGGCACCCACGACGAGAAACUCUUUCAGCUCAUUCAUUCGAUAUUUAUAUACCGAUCAAUGGGAUGGUGGUGUCGAUGUUCUGGAGUGUUUUCGUGAUUGGUUUGGAUGUCGGCAAAACUUGUUGACCAGCUUAAAAAAGGCUAAAGAUAAUGCCCUUCAAGACGGAGAUUUAACAAUUGCAUUAACCUCAGCAGUUGCAUUGAGCGACGUGUCAAUCAAAUGUAUGUUCUUGAAUAACCGGACUACUUCAAAAGAGUACUGCAUCGUUUUUUUAGCGCACCUACCUGACUACAGUAUUCGAUGUGACUCUACCAUCGUGUCGGCUAGAACCCGUGCCAUUGUAGCUGGUCGAAGUCCUCAUUCGUCUCUUCAUAGAGCGAUUCAACUUAUUCACAUCGCAAAAUUUUUUUCUCUUGAUAAACUUGUGCAAUUGUGCGAGGAUGUUGUCGUUUCUUCUCUGUGUCAGGAAAGUUGCGUAUCAAUCCUUACUUGGGCUGCUGAUGGCGGUUCUGAUUAUGUUGCACACUGUGCCCAAAGUUACUUAGAGGCUGAAUUCUCCCACAUCGCGACUUCCCACUGUUUAUUUGACAUUACUUUGGAAAGCUUAGUGAAAUGUGUGCAAAGCCAAUUCACCCAGGUUUGUCGAGAGCUUUUCAACGCGGAGUUGGAGUGUUUCUGCGUUAUAGCGUAUGGAUACCGUUUCCAGGCAACUGAAGUUGAAAUUCUCGAGGCGGUCGUUCGAUGGGGAGAACACGAAUUACUGCGUCGAAUGGAGGUAACAGAAAGGGAACCUAACGUUGUGGCUGAUACAACACAUUCAAUCAGUCGACGUGGUGUGAAAAGAGGUGAUCUCUGUGAAGCAGAAUUGCGAGCGAUUCUUGCUCCGAUAGCUUCACAUCUUCGAAUCGAUUAUGUGUUGCCGCCUUUUCAUCAGAGUCUUAAUGCUGCGUACUGUCGAGGAAUCCUUGAACGAGCCCCGUUGCGGUCAGACCUUCUUUGUCCGUCGACAUCCGAAAUCAAUCCUGAUAUUCAUUGGUUCCGACCCGAGCAAGAUGCACCGGGACCUCGCUACUACGUUCCAUAUUACAAGAUUACGAAGGAGCACUUGCGCAAUAUGGGCGAGCGCCAUGAGGUUGGCAUCUCUCAUCCGCCUUCAACUGCCAGUUGUACUUUUCAAGUGGUAAUCAGUAAUCUGUGGCCCGAUUUGUUGUGUGAAGAGAACUUUCAUGAGAUUCGCUCCAAGAUCCUUGUUGCUAUUGAAAGCGCAGAUCGGCAAUAUCACGUUCGUUUAUUUCCACGUGUCUUCCAUCGUCGAAUGGCAAUUCACCUGAUUGCACUGCGAGUUUUGAGGACAUUGGAAGUUGAUCCUGAAUGUGUACACGUAUACCUCGUGAGCGAUCCGCAGAAAGAAGUUACUACACCAGAAUGCGAAAAAUGUGGUGAUGCAUUUCUCUUCGGUCGACGAGACCAACACUGGCCGGAUAUUAUGACUGUCAAGAGAACGGAAGUCUUUACACAGCCAUACGAAAAGGGUACGUGGGCUAUUUUGAUGAUAUGA
This is a messenger RNA of Angiostrongylus costaricensis, 1656 nucleotides long. NCBI's taxonomy places the organism in Eukaryota, Metazoa, Nematoda, Chromadorea, Rhabditida, Metastrongylidae. The record is from the annotation of a GenBank genome assembly.